GCCGCUUUCCGUUCAAAUGCGUUUUUAUCUCUGCUUAUCUAUGUAAAGCGGUCCCGAUGUCCUCUAUAACUCUCCUCGGAUGGCUUCAGUACUGAUGUGAUUUCAGUACAUUCGUUCUUCAGAGACAUUUCUGCAGUAGAGGAGUAUGCGUUCACGCUGGAGUUACAUUCACGUCUGGAUUUGCGUCUUCAUUCUCGAAGCGUUCAGGACAUUCGGCAUUCCCAGUAAUGAAGUGAACUUGCUGGACUCUCGCUCUGUAAUUGGUGACCUGGGCUGGGUCGCCUACCCGAAGAAUGGGUGGGAAGAAAUUGGAGAGGUGGAUGAGAACUACGCACCCAUCCACACAUACCAGGUGUGUAAGGUAAUGGAACACAACCAGAACAACUGGUUACAAACAAACUGGAUACUAAACCAAGGUGCCCAGCGAGUGUUUGUAGAGCUCAAGUUCACUCUUCGGGACUGUAACAGUCUCCCUGGAGGUCUUGGCACCUGCAAGGAGACUUUCAACGUCUACUACUACGAAUCCAACGAUGAGGAGCGAAGGAAUAUUCGGGAAAGCCAGUUAACGAAAAUUGACACCAUUGCGGCUGAUGAGAGCUUCACAGAGCUUGAUCUUGGAGACAGAGUUUUGAAGCUUAACACGGAAGUUAGGGAUCUGGGUCCAUUGACCAAGAAAGGCUUCUACCUGGCUUUCCAGGACCUGGGCGCAUGUAUCGCGCUGGUGUCCGUCCGUGUCUUCUACAAAAAGUGUCCUUUAGUAGUCAGGAAUUUGGCACUCUUCAAGGAUACCAUAACUGGGGCAGAUUCGUCCCAGCUUCUGGAGGUAUCAGGGACCUGCGUCAACAACUCAUUGGCUGAUGAACUUCCGAGAAUGCAUUGCAGUGCAGAAGGGGAGUGGCUGGUGCCCAUAGGGAGGUGCUUGUGCCAGGUGGGCCACGAAGAAGUUAAUGGCUCCUGUCAAGUGUGUAAGUUGGGAUUUUACCGAUCAGCUCUACAGACCAAAAGCUGCAGUAAGUGUCCUCCUAGAAGUUUCACCACGGUAGAAGCAUCUACUUCCUGUCAGUGUGAGCAAGGAUACUAUAGGACCGAAUCGGAUCCCACCAACAUGGCUUGCACAAAGCCCCCUUCUGCCCCACGUAACUCCAUUUCUAACGUAAACGAGACAAGUGUCUUCCUAGAAUGGAGCGCCCCGGAGCAGACUGGCGGCAGGAAGGAUGUCAACUACAACAUUCUGUGCAGGAAGAUCACUGCAGGUCUCGGCCAGUACGAGCCGUGUGGCAGCCAUGUGCGAUACCUCCCCCAGCAGACAGGCCUGAGAAACACCUCCGUCAUGGUAGUGGACCUCCUUGCUCACACUAACUACACUUUUGAGGUGGAGGCUGUGAACGGGGUGUCAGAACUAACUGCCCCUUUGCGCCAAUACGUCUCGCUCAAUGUCACCACUAACCAAGCAGCCCCAUCUCCUAUAACCGUGGUGAAGAAAGGCAAGACAGCGAAGAACAGUAUUGCUGUUUCCUGGCAGGAACCUAACCGACCCAACGGCAUCAUUCUGGAGUAUGAGAUCAAGUAUUUUGAGAAGGAUCAGGAGACCAGCUACACCAUCAUAAAGUCAAAGGAGACAGAGAUUCUGGUGGAUGGUCUCAAGCCAUCUUCAGCAUACAUCUUUCAAAUCAGAGCACGCACCUCCGCCGGUUACGGAGGAUUUAGUCGCUGUUUUGAGUUUGAAACCAAUCCUUCCUCAGUAGCUGCGUCCAGUGAGCAGGGUCAGGUGCCCAUCAUUGCUGUAGCUGUUACCGUGGGCAUCAUCCUUGUUGCCUUAGUAACAGGUUUCCUGAUGAGUGGCAGACGUUGUGGCUACAGCAAAGCCAAGCAGGAUCCAGAUGAGGAGAAGAUGCACUUCCACAAUGGUCACAUCAAAUUCCCAGCGGUCCGGACAUAUAUCGAUCCCCACACCUACGAAGAUCCCAACCAGGCUGUCCAUGAGUUUGCCAAAGAGAUUGAUGUGUGCGGUAUCACCAUCGAGAGGGUUAUUGGAGCUGGUGAGUUCGGUGAGGUAUGCAGCGGGCUGCUGCGACUGCCGGGGAAGAGAGAGAUUCCUGUGGCCAUUAAAACUCUGAAAGCCGGUUACACAGAGAAGCAGAGACGGGAAUUCCUGGGCGAGGCCAGCAUCAUGGGCCAGUUCGAUCACCCCAAUAUCAUCCACCUGAAAGGAGUGGUCACCAAGAGUAAACCAGUGAUGAUCAUAACAGAAUAUAUGGAGAAUGGAUCACUUGACACCUUUCUGAAGAAGAAUGACGGUCAGUUCACAGUCAUUCAGUUAGUUGGCAUGCUGCGUGGAAUUGCUUCGGGCAUGCUCUACCUCUCUGAGAUGGGCUACGUGCACCGUGACCUGGCCGCCCGCAACAUCCUGGUCAACAGCAACCUGGUGUGUAAGGUGUCUGACUUCGGCUUGUCCAGAGUGCUGGAGGAUGACCCAGAGGCAGCCUACACCACCCGCGGUGGAAAGAUUCCCAUCAGGUGGACAGCACCAGAAGCUAUCGCCUACAGGAAGUUCACCUCGGCCAGUGACGUGUGGAGCUAUGGGAUUGUGAUGUGGGAAGUGAUGUCCUAUGGUGAGAGGCCAUACUGGGAGAUGAGCAAUCAAGAUGUAAUAAAGGCAGUGGAGGAGAACUACAGGCUGCCAGGUCCCAUGGACUGUCCAACGGCACUCUAUCAACUCAUGAUGGACUGCUGGCAGAAGGACAGGAACAGCCGACCCAAAUUUGAGGAGAUUGUCAGUUUACUGGAUAAACACAUUCGCAAUCCCAGCAGCUUGAAGAAUCUUGUUAACCCCUCUAACAGGGUGUCCAAUUUAUUAGUGGAGCACGGCAGUCCUGAGGGCUGUGUUUUCAGAUCGGUGGAGGAAUGGUUAGAGGCCAUAAAAAUGGGUCGAUACACCAAGCUUUUCAUGGAAAGUGGAUUCACAUCUCUGGAAAUAGUCACUCAGAUGACCUUGGAAGAUCUUAGGAGAGUUGGAGUCAGUCUGGCUGGCCAUCAGAAAAAGAUUCUCAACAGCAUUCAGGAGAUGCGCGUCCAAAUGAUGAACAGCACUUUACCCAUCUAAGAUCUGAAGUAGCAUAGCACUUUCUACCAUGGACAACUGUUUAUUGAAAUGGAACAAUUUAACGAAGGAAUUUGACUUUAAAGCUAAGGAACAAAACCAUCAGAUUGAUGGACAAACCGUUUACUGUUGCGUUCACGCAAAGCUUCCAGACUAAGAGAUUGAUGGGAAGUUUUCAGGAAGAACUUGACUGAAAUGUUGAGCUGACGUUUGGAAAAGUGUGGCACAUCUCCAGGUAGGAAUAGUCCCUUGGAUCAGGUGCCUUUCUGGGCUGAAUGUAAAGCAUUUUUCCAUGACCUCAUUCAACAAUAUUAUUAACUGAGGAAUUCCAUAAGAGACUGCGAUCAGUGUCAGCCCUCGGAUGUUUUCUUGCACCAAGUUCACCUGGGGCAAAGUUCAUGCAGUACGACUAAAUUCAUAUCAUGGACUGAAAGAGCAUAUGGCGGUGUUAAACAAAGCAAUAGUAGAUUUCAAGCUUGACGUUAAAGCAUUAGUUUAUCCAAAAAUGAACUUACCCCAAGUUGUUCCAAUCCCAUAUUACUCGCAUUUUUCUGUGGAACACAAAAUAAGAAGUGAUUACUCUUCAUUGUGAUUACUCUUUUCCAUGUAAUCACAAUCAAAAAGGGACUGAAGAUUUUAAACUUCAAAAAGUGCACAAAAUCACCAUAUCAAUCAAGUAGUCCAUAUGACUCAUGCGCUUGCGAAAAGAGAAAUGUCAGUCUGUUUCUCACAUAGCUAUUGCAUGGCUUCAGAAGACUUGGAAUAUAGUGCAAGAGUCAUAUGGAUUACUUUUAUGUUUCCUUAUUAAUUGUAAUUGCACGGUAAAGAGCAUCAUUAAAAAUGUCUCAUUUUGUGUUCCACUGAAGUCUUUUGGGUUUGGAACACCAUGAGUUUUUUUGUUUUUUUGUUUGUUUUUUAUUUGUUGCUUCCUUAUUUCAAUAAACGGACAAAGGAAUGGACUGGAUAAUUUUCCUUUUGCACAAUAUAUGUGUCGUGAACAGCCAGGGAAAUGUAUUUGUAUUUGAAAAUGCAACAUGCUUCACACAUUGUUUUUAAAUUCACUGAUGUGUUGAUGUUUUGCCUAUAAAUAGUGUACAGUUGCGUAGAUAAAGUGGAGCUUAAACGCAUCCAUCCAUGUUCAUGUGGGGUUGAUCAUUUAGUGUGUGGGUGGGCUAAUAUACUGUGUAUAUUCAAUCCAGUAAAUAAAUGUUUAUAUUGCCUCUUAAUGCUUCAUCAGAUAGAAAAAUCUUUUCUUUUUUUUUUCUUUUUUUUUCUCAUUGAUGUGUGAACUACAUACUAAAUUUCUGAUACAUAUUUAUACCCAUAAUUUCGCCUUGCUCAGUUAUUUGCCAUUUGUCAUGGGCAAUGUGAAUAUUUGCUCAGUCUGUCAGACUAUUUGCAAAAACAGGAAUAUUCAGUUGUUUUUUGUUUUUUUGUUUUUUGUUUUUGGUUUGUUUUGUUUUAAGCUCAAUCUCUUUGUACCACAUGUUCGGCAUGCAUUCGAUUACCAAGAUAAUUGUUUUGACUCGUCCCUGUGUGUAGCUACCAAGGCAGCUUGAAAAUGAUGUGACAUUAUUUACAUUUUUGCAAAAUCACAUUACGGGUUCAUUACGCAGCAGUUCUGAGGUGAAAUGUACACUAUGUUGCGUUAAAAGCGAUUUCUACUCAACAGAUGAGUUUUCUUUUUCUUUUUGUUAAGGAUAAUGCUCUGUCGCAUUUUAUAUCAAUAAAUCCCACCCACCUAUCCUAAACCUAGCACAUAAUUGUGUAGUUAUGGCACAGAGUAAAAAAUGCUUGCUACAUGAGCUUUAAAUUUGUCCUAAUUGCCAUGUUGAGGUGGGAUUACUUUUCUAGGUGGAAGAACUUCCAACCUGGUCUCAUAGAAUCAUGUUAUAUACCUACAUUUUUGCUAAAUUAUUUUUGCAUGCAUUGUUGUACAUAUUAUGGCAGUGCUACUAGAGGCACUAAAACAACAAUCAUAAAUCACGAGUAAAACCGCAGAUUAUCGUUUUAUAAAUAUUUACUUUCCGCCCUAUUCCAAAACACAUUUACUACAACACAUGACUUGUAAGGUGAUAAUUUUAUUGUGAAACAGGUGAUUCAACAAUUAUAUUACAUAACAAACUACAUUUACAAGCUUAAUCGAGUGCGAUCAAUUGCGUGGUAGCUUAACUGAUAGAGCGUUGCACGUGCAAUGCAAAGGACCAGGGUAUAAGUCCUGAAGAGCUCACGAGUCGACACGUGAGCCAAAAGUGUCAUAAAAGCACCAAAAAAAUUAUGUGGUUUCUUCAGCAAUUGCAUUUUUAAUCUCACAUUUGCUUUUAGGACACAAUCGGUUAGGUUUAGGGUAGGGAGGUAGGUUUUGGUGAUUUUGAAACUCGAUUAAACUUAAACCCCAACUGUUUGGGAGAACAUUUAACUCACUUUUAGCGCAACACAGUGGACAUUUCAUCUCAGAACUGCUGCCAUACCUUUAAUGAACCACAUAAUACACAUUUUCCAAAAGACAGGGUUAGUUAGAGGAUCUAUCACACCAGUCUCUUGCAGACAUUUAAUUUGUGAUACUCGCCUGCUGGCCUUUUAUUGUAAGAGCAUGAAUGCUCUUACAAUCAAAGGCUAGCAGGCGGGUAUCGCAAAUUACAUGUCCUGAUAAUUUCCUGUUUCCUGAUCAUUUAUACACACUGAGGGACAAGUUUAAAGUAUUGGUAAGCGACUACAUACUACACAGUGGUACAUACUAUAGAUUUUAGGCUGCAGAAAACCCAUAAUAUCCUUUUAUCGUCUGUUAAUAAAAGGAAACAUUGAAUGUUACAAUACAAAAUUACUUAAUAUUUCAGAACCCGAUUCCAGGUAUUACUGUAAGUUAUACCCAUAUUUUAAGUCCAUAAGUGUUUAUUACAGCACAUUAUUAUCCUGUUAAUACUUUUUUGAAGGGCCACAAGAUUGUAUUUAAAAAGUGCUUGGGUAUGUCACAAAAAAAAAAAAAAAAAAAAGCAAAUUUCCCCAAAACCUCUUAUAAUUACUUUUUAUACAGCAUAAGUAAUUUCAUUUAUCAAUUAUUUCAAUUAUUUAUGAUUUAAAUUUUACUGUGUAGUUCAUACCAAAUAGCAACAUUGUGCUGAAUAAUAAUCGAAAGAAAGUGAUGAAGUGCCUGUGAUUAUCUGAUUACAUUAAAAAAAUCUAAUAAUUUACUCAUCACAGUGUCUUUGAUCAGAACUUUUGGUCAAAAAUCAAAAAGUUAGCGGCACAUUUUGAAGCAUUAUUGAUUUGCACUUUCUUUACAACAAAUAUUUGCUCUGAUUUUUUUUAUUUUUUUUUAACACUGGAAUAAUGAGUAUUUGAUAUUUGUUGCGAUGAAUGUUUCUAUGAUAUACAGUACUUGUAAAUGGAAGUCUUGUAAGCAAAACAGUUGUCCUUCGUUUGGCAAACAUUCAGUAUUUUGUACUGAAAUUCACUUUUAAAAUGAGUGGAAGGUUGUCUCCUUAUAUAACAGUGGUCGCAGCUGUGCUUGUGUAAUGAGCAGCUUACUGUGAUAUCACGGUUUAAUUCAAAACACAGCAUUGAUAAAGAUGAUCUGUUUUCUGUUGAAUGGGGCAUUGAAAGAUAUGCUGAUAAAUGUUUUACAUCUUAGUGUAAUUUUAGUUUGGAUUGAUACACAUUUUAACCCAAAUUUACUUAAAUUAUGGUAAAAUUAUUUAAUGUGGGAAGGUUCCAUGAAUUUGUUGCUCAAGAAAUGUUUCAUAUUCAUUACAUAUUAUAGUGUAGAAUUAAAAUCAUUUUAAUCCAAUCAACCCACAUACCACGCUAUAUAUUUCAAAAAGUUUAGAUGUUUUCAGAUUUGUAGCUGUUCUUUAGUUAUUUUAAAGUGAUAUUUCUUGAUAAUCAUUGGUCAAAUCUGCCCAAAUUACAGUACAUAACACAUGAAUAGUUCCAUCAUGUUUUAAAAGCAUGUUAUCAGGAUAAUUGCUCUAAAUGUAAAUUGUAUCUGCAUAACUUUUAAUUUUAAUCAUAAAAACAAAACAGAGCACAAUAACUGUUUAUCUUAUGAUUAAAAUCUAUAAUUGUGGUUGCACAAAAUGUAAUCUAAUUUAUUAAUGUCAAAUAUAGGUAAAAUAAGGAACCUUUUUGGUCAGCACAGUGUCAAAAUAUUUCUAUACCACACUGAUUUUCGGGGAUUUUUAAUAGCAAGCACAAGGUAACAACAUUUAUCCCUCUAAACUUUUUAUUAGAUCAUAGGCAUUUGAUAAAUUAACCCCCUCCACCCCACCGGCCAACAACAAGUCAAAAUCUACUAGUGACAAAAUGAUCGUAUAUUAAAAUGGUGUGUAACAUCUAAUUUACAAACAUUUGAUUUGCAUGGUAUUGAUGGGCAGCAUAUUUCAAAUGGAUUUUAUCUGCGUGAUAAAUAUGUUGUUUAAAUCUUGCAAGCUACUUCAUAUGAUUAGUAUCAUAUUUGGUCCAAUAAACAGGGGAUAAAAGAAAGAACAGAAAAAUAUUACUGUUUUUAUGUGAUAAUUGUUCGUCUUUACCUUUUCCAGUGUGUUUUGUUGUGUAAAUGUCUUUUGUAGUGUAAUAUAUUAAAUUUUUUAUAUUUUUCAAUAAACUGAAGAGAAAUUCAA
Molecule: messenger RNA, 7719 nt
Organism: Myxocyprinus asiaticus (Chinese sucker)
Lineage: Eukaryota; Metazoa; Chordata; Actinopteri; Cypriniformes; Catostomidae
Product: ephrin type-A receptor 5-like
Exons: 17
Coding region: 146-3103 (985 amino acids)
Biological process (GO): protein phosphorylation; cell surface receptor protein tyrosine kinase signaling pathway; axon guidance
Cellular component (GO): neuron projection; plasma membrane
Molecular function (GO): ATP binding; protein binding; transmembrane-ephrin receptor activity
Source: RefSeq, a predicted model, not a curated record